AUGAACAUACCUCCAUGGCGUUUGGUUAUCUUGGCCGGCAUCGUUUCGUUCUGUGCCAAUUGGUCCUUUGCGUUCCAAAUCACUUAUGUGAACACAUCUGUUGAUACGUUCUACAAAUUGGCGAAGACUGCAUAUCGCGAAUCGAGGGGAUGUCGGACUUGCACAAUGCCAGAAUCUGAGUGGCUAUCCGAAUGGAGUGUCGUCGUCAGUAUGUUCUAUCCGGGAACUAUUGGAGGAUUUUUCAUGGUGCCAUUUCUAACGAAUAAUAUGGGUAUUAAAAAGGCGCAAUGCUUGAUAUGCCUUGCAGCGACUUGUGGAGUGAUGGUGCAUAUCCUGGCAUUGUAUUUCCUCCAUAUGGGAGAAGCAUUAUUCGCAACCCUUCUUUCCCUUGGUCGAGUGAUGAUUGGAUUACAAGCCGGUAGCUCAUUAUGCCUCCUUCCCUUGUAUAUUAUUGAAAUCAGUCCCCCAGCUCAUCGCGCAUUCUUGAAUAACUUUCAGCAACUCUCACAGUCAUUUGCCACUUUACUUGGAUUGAUUUUCGGAUCUGAAGAAAUUCUACCCCUGGGUAAUGCGAGAUAUAUCACUAUGCAAAUCAUUGCACUUGUUCCGGUGUUGUUUUUGUUUUUCGUGCUUAUCAUCACCCCUCCGACUCCAAAUUAUUUGAAAAAAUUCAAGCCUGAAUGUAUACAUGAGGCCGCCGAAUCCAAAAUGUUCUACUUUGGAAUGGAUCGCUCCGAGUCUUACCGACCGCUUAUUUCUAAUUAUGAUUUCGAAGAUUCCAAUCAUAAUAGAAAGUACAGCUUGCGGAAAAAUUGGCGUCAUUCAAUGAAAGGUUUUCUGAUUGGUGUGGUUGUUGCGUGCUCGUAUGCAUUCACAGGCGACGACUUGAUUGAUACUUUCUCAGCCAAUAUGUUGAUUGGUGAAAACGCGCCAAAAAACGUUCACCAAUCUACCGAUGCAUUCACUAUCCUAAUUUCUGACGCAUUGGGUGUCGUCUUAUUCAUCGCUUCAUUGAUUGGUGUAUAUUUGGCUGAUCGUUACGGUCGUCGUAAAUUGGUUCUAACAGGAUUAUUUGGAACAUGCGUGGCAAAUUUAUUGGCUUCAUUAAUCAAUUCCGAUCGCUUAUUUGUUGCAAUGUGUUUCGCGAUGACCAAAAUGUUCAUUGGACUUGGGUGUGGUGGUCCCGCAUGGUUCAUCACUUCGGAAUUGGUUGAUCCCGACUAUGCUUGGAUCUUCCAGCCAUUGUCGACCGGAAUUUUGUUAUCUUCAACAAUGAUUGAGACCUAUUUCUACCUAAUGGUUGAUUCGCUAGUAGGAAGCUAUAGUCUUAUAAUUCUUGCUGCGGCACCAGCGUUUGUCGCAGGAAUUCUAAUUUAUCUCUAUCUCCCAGAAACGAGAGGAAAAUCGUACGAGGAAAUACAAUAUGUUUUGGAUUCAAACCGAUUCAGUGGUAUUCAACAGCAUAGAACGGUUUUCAAUCAUUAUGGGUCAUUUGAGGAGCACGGAUUUUGA
Molecule: messenger RNA, 1512 nt
Organism: Caenorhabditis bovis
Lineage: Eukaryota; Metazoa; Nematoda; Chromadorea; Rhabditida; Rhabditidae
Source: the annotation of a GenBank genome assembly